AUGCCUCCUUCGCUCCCCCGGCCGUCGACACUAAACGGCCUCUCAGCCGCCCUCUCCUCCUGCCGAAUCUCGGCUCCGGCGACUGUCAUUAGCAAGAAACCAACCCGGCCAGCAAUAGCAUCACUUAGCACCUCAUCAGCUGCUCGGAAUCCGCAGCAACAACAGCAGCAGCAGCAACAGCAGCAAGCAGCGCCCAUCGUCUUUCCUCCUCAGUCACCCAGGUUCAUCACUUUGCCGGAGCCACCCCAGUCGUCCGAGAUCAAGCUGGGACCAAUCAAGGGCCACCUGCCCGUGCCUCGCGACAUCUUCCCCAAGCGCGACGGUGACCGCAAGAUCCAGCCCGAGUAUAUCGCGAAUGCGACGAAACUGUCCAAAGCCGAGCUGGCCGGCCUGCCGCCCAAGACCGAGCACGAAGAGCGGCGACGGCGCAUGGCUGCUGCACGUCGUAAAGCCCUCGAGGAAGGUCUCCGCGGGCUGUACGAGCGCAAGCAGCUUCGUGAGAAGCGCUGGGCAGCGCGCAGCAAGCGCAACUAUGAGCGCAACCUAGCUGCCGCAAUGGCCCCUGAGCGGCUGGAUGAGGUGUUGACCCGCUCCACAGUGUUGGAAGCCACUGCGCUUGGUGGUCAUCUGGAGGAGGACCCGCAUCGGUUCGCACGGGCGAAGAAGGCAGCCAAAAAGCAUGCUGCCAUCAUGGCUAAGAAGGCGGAGGCUCGGAGGGAUGCCCUGGCGCAGCUGUACGUGGCAGCUCAGAACUUUAUUGUGGAUGAAAAGGAGCUGGAACAGCGUGUUGAGGAGCUCUUCAAACCCGAUACUUUCCGCUACGGUGGCAGCGGAAACUGCGAAAGCAUCUGGGAUACCCAAAAGGCUCCUGUCAGUAUUAGUGAAUUGCGCGCUGACACAUUUGGAACUUCGGCCAACAUCAUCGAUGCUAAGAAGAGCAACAGCGUCAAGACUGCCGCACGCCAGAAGAUUGUGGCUGAAGAGUUGACAGGAGGCAAGUUGUGA
Molecule: messenger RNA, 1005 nt
Organism: Thermochaetoides thermophila DSM 1495
Lineage: Eukaryota; Fungi; Ascomycota; Sordariomycetes; Sordariales; Chaetomiaceae
Exons: 1
Coding region: 1-1005 (334 amino acids)
Source: RefSeq, a predicted model, not a curated record